CGCCCACCUUUCAUCAUUUUCAUCUCUCUACGCACACACUCUCUCUCUCUCUCCAACCUAACCUUUUUAAUCUCUUCCUCCUCCUUCUCCCAUAAAAUUAUUAAUUUCAAAGAAAUUAAAAUAGGAAAAAAAUUUAAUUAAAAUCCCAAAAAAUCAGAAAACUCAUCACCUUCCUCUGUUUCUCUCUCUCUCUCAAUCCAUGGAUCCUUCUUUCUCUGCACCCAACGAUCCUCACCACCCUCCUCCCUUCACCGCUUUCCCAAACCCCUUCCCCGUCACCCAACACCCCUUCUACAGCAACCCCGUUAACUCCUCCCCCGUCGCGCCCCCUAACAACAACAACCAGUUCUUCCAACCGCCGCAGCCGCAUCCAACAUGGGUUCACCCUCCUUACUCCGAAAUGAUCUGCACUGCGAUAGCUGCGUUGAACGAAGCAGAGGGGUCGAGCAAGCAAGCGAUAUCGAGGUACAUCGAGAGAACGUACACAGGGAUACCACCUGCUCAUAAAGCUCUCCUGACUCACCAUCUCAAGUCUCUCAAGACCAGCGGCGUCCUCGUGAUGGUCAAGAAGUCCUACAAACUAGCUCUUGAACCACCACCUCCUCCCAGAUCUGACAAUUCAGUCAACGAGAUGCAAGAUCUCGCUCCGACAUCUACUCAGAAGAAGCGCGGUCGUGGUCGUCCUCCAAAGGCGAAACCUGAUGAUGCUGUUCAGACCAACGGAAAAGAGUUACCUGUUUCUCGACCGGAGGAGAAUAUACAGCCGUUACCGCCGCCGCAACCGCAACUUCAGCCGGUGGUUAAGAGGCCACCGGGUCGUCCUAGGAAAGAUGGAACUUCUUCCCCGACAGUGAAGGCUGCUCCUGUUUCCGGCGGUUCGGAGAUAGCGAAGCGAAGAGGUCGCCCCCCGAGCGGAAGAGCUGCUGGGAGGGAGAGGAAGCCAGCUGUUGUCUCAGCUCCGGUUUCUCUGAUCCCGUACGUUGCCAACGGUGGUGUCAGACGCAGAGGAAGACCGAAGAGAGUUGACGCUGGUGCUUUGCCACCACCGCCUAAAGCAGAGGUUGGAGGAGGAUCACAGGUUGCGAAGAGAGGGAGAGGACGACCUCCUAAGAUCGGAGGUGUGAUGAGGAAGCCUAUGAAGCCCAAGAGAGGCGGCUAUAUUCGUACUGGGAGACCCCUAGGAAGACCCCGAAAGAAUGCUGCGCCAAAGGGAGCUUCAAGACAACAAGAUAUUGGCUAUGGUGAACUCAAGAAGAAGUUUGAUUUGUUUCAAGAGAAAGCUAGGGAAAUUGUUAAUGUGUUGAAAGCCGAGGUCGGAGGAAGUGGAAAUCAAGCAGUGGUUCAAGCUAUACAGACUCUGGAAGAGCUAACAGUUACAACAACUGAGGAGCCACAGCACAUGGAAGAAGUGCACCCAGGUGAACAACACCAUGGAUUUGAACUUGAACCUGAGGGUCAUGGACAAGGGCAGGCGCAGACAGAAGCAGAAGCAAUGCAAGAAGCACUGUUCUAAAGAGAACAGCCUUGACAAAACUAAUAAAAGCUAGCAAGUGGUGAUGAUGAUGGGUGGGGCUUGCUUGUUGUGUGUUUCCAUGAAUUUAUUAAUUUUAUAAGGGUGUUUGCAGGAGAAAAAUCAUAAAAUCAAAACGAUGAUGAUUGUUCUCUAACGAAAAAAGGAGAGGUAGAGUGUUGUAUGUAAAGUAAUUAGGAUAUUGCCAUUGUUCAUGUACCUCUCUGGAUAUCAUCCAUGUCUGUAGGCUUUUGUUUUGUAGUUUUUACCCU
Raphanus sativus (radish) is the source of this 1782-nucleotide messenger RNA. RefSeq names its product formin-like protein 20. Lineage: Eukaryota; Viridiplantae; Streptophyta; Magnoliopsida; Brassicales; Brassicaceae. The record is from RefSeq and is a predicted model, not a curated record. Gene Ontology annotation, biological process: nucleosome assembly; chromosome condensation; negative regulation of DNA recombination. Bases 200 to 1513 code for a protein of 437 amino acids. The transcript has 4 exons. Gene Ontology annotation, cellular component: nucleus; nucleosome; nucleolus. Gene Ontology annotation, molecular function: double-stranded DNA binding; nucleosomal DNA binding.